Messenger RNA from Plenodomus lingam JN3, 3795 nucleotides. RefSeq lists its product as uncharacterized. The record is from RefSeq and is a predicted model, not a curated record. Gene Ontology annotation, molecular function: structural constituent of nuclear pore. Lineage: Eukaryota; Fungi; Ascomycota; Dothideomycetes; Pleosporales; Leptosphaeriaceae. Gene Ontology annotation, biological process: protein import into nucleus; nuclear pore organization. Gene Ontology annotation, cellular component: nuclear pore transmembrane ring.
AUGAACGGCACACCACAGGUCCGUCGGGGCGUGGGCGGGUUUCCUUCGACACCGCAGCGCAGAAACGAUGGCUCACCAGAAGCUCGCAGUCCAUAUGGCACCACGCCACGGCCCAACGUGAACCGGUCGCCUCUCCCCGAUGUCCCCAAAGCGCCAGCACAGUCGAGCUCCUCAGGCCCAUUGAUACCCUCGGACGUGCUUGAUCCUGCCCAACAGCGCUUUUACGUCUGCGCCGCCUACAUGGCCCUCUGGGCCUACCGAUCGUACGACUUUUACACACUGGCCGUCGAGGAUGAUGAAUCACUAUGGCUGUGUCUCAAGUGGUGCUUCUUCGACGUUCUCUUCAUGUUUGGCGUGCCGCUGCUAGAGAUUCCCUGGCUAGAAUGGAGCAACGCCUCAGCUUUCCUGCUGUUUGUACUGCAUGCGGGCCUGGAUGUCAUGCUCAUGUUCAGGAUAGGCCUGCCCAUACAAGCCUGGGCCAUGGGUCUCGUAGGCUUCCUGUGGGACAGUGAGCUGGCCAUUAGCGAGCGCAGCGUCAAGCCGGGCGCCAUUAUACACAAUGCUUCUUUGAUCUUGGGCAAGCAAAUCAUCAAUAUCCUGCCUGAGGGAUCCGCGAUUUUGAACCCAGACAGACAGGCCUUUUGUUUGAACUCGACCGUCACCCAGUUGGAGAUCCCCAUCAUGAUCAACCAGACCGAGCCCAUGGAGAUGGAGAUUCACCGCAUCGAUAUCGCGACUAACGCCAAUGAGACCAUCAUUGUAAAGAAGAAAGAGCUAGUCACGAUGAUGAAGAAGGCACGCAAGUCUGCAAAGUCCUCGGACCCGAACGAACCAUUAAAACUGGCGUAUACCAUAAAGAAACCAGGUGUCUAUCUCCUGCGGAAGGUUCAGGAUUCUUCCAAGUUGCUCGUGCGACCACGUCAGUCGAGUUUGGUUGUGGCCACCUGCCCUCAGGCCCGCGUUAAACCGACGGGAGCCAACCGAUGUCGCAGCGAUCUAUCCAACGUAGCACUGGAAGUCGAAGGCACACCACCCUUGAGCAUUAAGUACCGCCUAACCGUGAAUGGAAAGCCACGCGGCGGGUCAGAGUUCCAGAACCUACAACCCGAUGAUACUAUUUCUCCGUUGUCAAGACACACUUCGCAGGCAUUGGUCAAGCUCGGUCCCAACGACAUGUCCUGGGCGCGUCCACAGGUAAUGACUGUGCCUCUUAACGAGAGUCUCACAGCCAGUGGACUUUGGGAAUAUGAGGUGGAGGAAGUGCAUGAUGGGCUCGGCAACUUCGUGAGCUAUGCCGACAUCGACGACGAAGACCACCCACGACCAAAGGUCGCCAAUAUUCGCCAGGCUUUCGAGGUUCAUGAACGACCGACAGCCUUCCUCAAAGGCUGCAACCCUCAAAGUCCACUCCGAGUUGCCAAAGGCGAAGCCACCCGCCUUCCAGUCUUCUACGGCUCCACCGGUAAACAGGCCAUUGAGUCCAUGCACGCAAUCGAAUAUCUUUUUACUCCACAGGCCGACAUGAUCGCAGAUGGUUACCACAGCUCGGAGGCUGUUACCAAGAAACAAAGCAUGAGGAAGGGUGAACAGCCCAUUAUCAAGGAGCCUGGUCUGUACACCAUCAAAACUGUCUCCACGGAGUUUUGCGAGGGCGAGGUCUUUGAGCCGACGUCGUGCUUGCUACAGAAUCCUCCCGAACCGGAACUUAUUAUCAGCAGCGAAGACAUUGUGGACAAAUGUGCAGGUAACCCAAUUGGCCUCCGUGUGGGUCUCGACCUGAUCGGUACCCCGCCUUUCACCAUCACCUACUACGAACAUAAGGAUGGUCGUAAGAUCCGUAAGCCGCCGCUGCAGGUCGCCAGUCUUCGCAGUACAAUGGACCUCACGCCUAUUGAUGCUGGUCACUACAAGUAUACUUUUGAGAGCAUCAGUGAUGCCGUGUACUCUGAACGUUUGAUAAAGAACAUGGAGCUUCAGCAGAACGUGCGACCUUCGGCGCAAGCACGCUUUAUGGAGGGCAGUAGACCUAAGCAAGCUUGUAUUGACGAUUCAGUUGAGUUUGACGUUCGUUUCGUCGGAGAGGCACCCUGGAAAUUGGAGUAUGAGGUACUUCACAAUGGCAAACGCUCGAAGCACAGCAUCGAGACCAACAACGAACAUUACACCAUCAGGACCGACAAACUGAGUAGCGGUGGAGAGUAUGUGGUGGCUCUCACAAGCGUUACUGAUCAAGCCAAGUGCAAGGAGUAUCUCAAAGAGGAAGCUAGAGUCAACGUACGGCACGAACGUCCCAAGGCUUACUUUGGUCAUAUUGAGGGCAAGCAAACAAUUAGGGCGCUGGAAGGCCGACAAAUUGGCUUACCCGUUCGCUUCACCGGCAACGGACCCUGGAGACUCGAAUAUGAGAAUUUGAAGACAAAGGAAGUCAAGACGGAAACAUUUCAAAAUGCCAACUCUUAUCUUAAUGUCAAGGAAGAGGGAACCUAUCAGCUGCUCUCCGUCAAAGAUUCGGUCUGUCCUGGACUAAUUGACGACAAGGUCGAUCAGUUCGAUGUGUCUUGGGUCGCCCGUCCCUCGCUCAUCAUUCCUGAAUCUACUGCUCCAUUUAAGGAUGGAAAGUACGUCAAAGAAGCUGUGUGUGAGGGUGAUGAAGAUUCUUUCGACAUCUUAUUGCAUGGAAACCCUCCGUUUGACGUAUCAUACCGACAAGAGUACAAGGACAAGAAGGGCAAGACCGCUGCUGUCAAGGAGGAGGAAAUCCACACCGUUAGUGGCUCGGCGUCUCUGCGUGCAGAUACAUCGAAGGCUGGCGCCUACGAAUAUGUCUUCAUGAAACUUGCAGAUGCGAAAUACGAUCACUCGAAGAAGCACUUCACGCCUCUAACAAUUUCGCAAACUGUCAACCCCCGUCCCGGCGCCCGCUUCGACAAGCCUGGUAAGACCUACAGCUACUGUAUCAAGGAAUCAGAGGGUGAGGAGGUCAUUCCAAUCACCCUUGAAGGUGUCCCACCUUUCUAUCUGGAGGUAGAGAUCAAGCACCAGGGCACACCCAAGCCCGAGGUUAGCGUUCACAAGGGUAUUCCGACCAAUAAGUACGAUCUCACGAUCGAACACCGCAAACUUCACCUUGGCCAUUCGUCCGUCUCUAUCCGCAAAGUCCGCGAUUCGCGUGGCUGCACCUUCAAACCUCCACCGGGUGGUCCUCGCGUUCACAUUAGCGUACAUGAUGCACCCACUGCAACAGCUCUCGAAGACCGUACCGACUUCUGCGUUGGAGAGCGUUUAUCUUUUGCCCUUGGUGGCCAAGUACCUUUCACAGUAUACUACACAUUUGAGGGUCAAGAACGCAAGGCCUCAAACCCAGGCACAACCUUCCGACGCCUCGCCGAACUUCCGGGUACCUUUACCAUCACCGGUCUCCGCGACUCUGCCUCCGAAUGCCUAGCACCACUCGCUCUUACCAAGAAUAUUCACCCUAUUCCCUCUGUCCGACUCUCUGGUGGUCAGGUGACUGAGAUUGAUAUCCACGAGGGUGGUAUCUCGGACCUCGAAUUUCAAUUUUGGGGUACGCCGCCAUUCGAAUUCACGUAUACGAGGAGUACGAAUGCAGCAAAGGGAAAGAAAAGCAAGGUGCUGGCCAUCACAACAGAGACGAGUCAUGAUUAUCACAUGAAGAUCCAAGUACAGGAAGAGGGCACAUAUGAGGUUGUCAGUAUCAAGGAUAGGUGGUGUAGUUUUGCCAAGCCUGGCGAGGGAAACGAUGGGAAGAGUGGGCAGAAGAUGUUGACAUAUUGA